Messenger RNA from Cricetulus griseus (Chinese hamster), 2167 nucleotides. The record is from RefSeq and is a predicted model, not a curated record. NCBI's taxonomy places the organism in Eukaryota, Metazoa, Chordata, Mammalia, Rodentia, Cricetidae.
CGGAGCCUUUGGCCUCUCGCUGGGCUUCAUCGCGGGUGUGAGUGGGAGACCGACUUCCCUUCCGCCAGAGCCACCUAUCACCUCUCCAACCUGCCUGUAAAGGUGGAGUUGUAUGCACAGUGGCACGGUGUAACCGCGGGACUUUUAGGCCUUUUAGAAACAUUUCCAUCAUGUCUGACACUCAAGAAGCUAUCAGCCAACUCCUGGAUAUGAACCUUUAUGAGAACGAGGAGUCUGUGCCUAUGAUAGAAGGUGGCCUAAGAAGUGAGUCUGAGCAUCUCCAAGUCACUAUUGGAGCCACCGUACCUACUGGCUUUGAGCAAACAGCUGCAGAUGAAGUGAGAGAGAAACUGCAGUCGUCAUGCAGAAUCAGCAAAGACCGGGGCAAGAUAUAUUUUGAUAUUUCAGUGGAAAGUCUGGCUCAGGUUCAUUGUCUGAGAUCAGUUGAUAACUUGUUUGUGGUUGUUCAGGAGUUUAAAGAUUACCAGUUCAAAAAUACAAAGGAAGAAGUUCUAAAGGACUUUGAGGAAUUGGCUGGAAAGCUCCCAUGGUCUGACCCUUUAAAAGUCUGGCAAAUUAACACCAGUUUCAAGAAGAAGAAAGCAAAACGCAGAAAGGCAAAUCAGAGUGCAGGUAAAGAGAAGGACAACUGUGGACAAGGAGACAAAGCAGAAGAGAAAAGCAGUAAGACGCUUGUCAGCAACACUUCAGAAUCACGGAUCUUGGACUAUUAUGAAAAUCCAGCCAUCAAAGAAGAAGUAUCAACUUUAGUGGGGGAUGUCUUGGCAUGUUGCAGAGAUGAGACUGGUGAAAGUCUGAGAGAAGAAACUGAACCACAAGUACAAAAGUUUAGAGUCACCUGCAACAGAGCAGGAGAGAAACAUUGCUUUACCUCAAAUGAGGCUGCCAGGGAUUUUGGGGGUUCUGUUCAAGAGUAUUUUAAGUGGAAGGCUGAUAUGACCAACUUUGAUGUAGAGGUUCUCUUGAACAUCCAUGAUAAUGAAGUCAUUGUUGGCAUUGCAUUGACAGAGGAGAGUCUCCAUCGCAGAAAUAUUACACAUUUUGGACCUACAACUCUUAGGUCAACUCUUGCCUAUGGGAUGCUCAGGCUCUGUGAACCUGAACCUACUGAUGUAAUAGUGGAUCCAAUGUGUGGAACAGGGGCAAUACCAAUAGAGGGGGCUACUGAGUGGUCUCACUGUUAUCAUAUUGCUGGGGACAACAACCCCCUGGCAGUGAACAGAGCAGCAAACAACAUCCUAUCUCUAUUGACUAAGAGCCAGAUUAAAGAUGGAAAAACAUCCUGGGGGUUGCCUAUUGAUGCUGUUCAGUGGGAUAUCUGCAACCUCCCACUGAGAACUGCUUCUGUGGAUAUUAUUGUAACAGAUAUGCCUUUUGGAAAAAGGAUGGGCUCCAAGAAGAGAAACUGGAAUCUAUAUCCAGCCUCCCUUCGGGAAAUGGGCCGUGUCUGUAGACCAGGGACGGGCAGAGCUGUACUGCUUACUCAGGACAAGAAAUGUUUUACCAAGGCAUUAUCUGGAAUGGGACAUGUGUGGCGAAAAGUCCAUACAGUCUGGGUGAACAUCGGGGGCCUUCAUGCUGCAGUUUAUCUUCUAAAACGCACGUCUCAAGCCUUUGUUCAUCCUUCAGAACAAGAUGGAGGAAGACACCCUCCUUGGUAAAGCAAAGAAUGAAAAGAAGUAUAGUAUUUGUAGAUGCUAACACUGGACAUGUCAGCAUAAAGAACUUGCUUUUGGGAGGAAAAUAGCAGAAAAGUAACUUAGUAUUGCAGUCUACCCUGCUAACUACUCCAGCAUAUGUUAUUGUUAGCAAGGUGACUUAUGGUAUUUCCUCAGAAGCUUCAUUGCUUGGCUUCUAGGUUUGGGAACACUACAGGCCACGUUCUGUCACUGUUCAGUAGCCUAAGUUCUUUCCAUCACCCACAGAAACUAAAGCAUCCCUCGAGAUCUAUAGCUUACCAUCUGCCUUAAAAUACACAUCAAAACAGGGCAAAUAUGCUUUGUGUGACUAUUAGUAAUAGGACAUUACUAAGUAGUAGAAGCAUCAGUAGAUGAGGUAUGGGACCAACAAGCCAAAUUAAAGGAAUUUUUCUUUUAGUAUGUGUGUUACUUUUCAAAGUCCAAUAAACAAAUAUUAAAAAAAAAAA